This is a messenger RNA of Phlebotomus papatasi, 891 nucleotides long. RefSeq lists its product as uncharacterized. The coding region runs from base 125 to 415 and encodes 96 amino acids. NCBI's taxonomy places the organism in Eukaryota, Metazoa, Arthropoda, Insecta, Diptera, Psychodidae. The record is from RefSeq and is a predicted model, not a curated record. The transcript is spliced from 2 exons.
UGGGGAAUUGCCUAGGUGCUUGGUAUAUAAGAAGCAGCCCAGAGGCCGCCGCUAGCAUUCCUAUACGAGCACUUCCACUGGAUAAAUCAUUUCGUGAUCAGGACAUCUUGGAAGAGAAUUUAAAAUGAAAGUGUUUGUCAGUGCUCUGUUGAUCAGCUGCUUGGUGGCUCUGAGUCUGGCCAGGCCACAGGAAGGUGCCCAGUUCACAGAUGAAGCCAUCCGACAGGCCCAACAGUCCUACCUCAUUCCCCAGGAUGCUAAAAUCCAAAAAGUGGAACGAGGUAUCGAACUGGCUUCUUACGAAUCCAUCCCAGCUCGCCAGAAGAUCGAUCUCCAAGCAAUUCUUGGUGAUCAAGUACCACUAGACGUGAUCGCUAGGCUUCAGCCUCAAGUAGACAAUAUUGGAUACGAAUGAACUGACACCACUCCUUCCUAGCUCAUAUCCUCAUCCUUUGUCCCGUCACCAUCCCUUCCGAGUAGGUAUUGAGCAAAGGACACCAGAGGCAUAAUCCUCUCUCUCUCUCUCUAUUGCCCACAAAACAGGGGAAUUUCCAAAUGUUGCAUCCAGAGAAACUCUUCUGCAUUCUUCCAUAUCAAGUGCCAGAAGCAAUAGAAUUCAGUGUGACAGUGUUUCUUGUACAGCUCAAAGCAGUGUUAAAAGUGCAAACACAUUGAUCGUCAGAACGAUAAAAUGGUUUUGCCCGUUUUGUCCCAAACUUUCUAUCCACAUCUAUUUUGUUUUUCUUAAGUGAUAUUGCAAGUUUUUCAAAAUGUAUUUUAAAUUAAAAAAAGUGGUAACAUUCCUUAUAAACUCUAGUGAAUAAAAACGUAAAUGUCGCUUUAUGCUCUUAUUGUAUCGAAUCGAAAGGUGAAUUACACAAAAGUCCUUGA